Messenger RNA from Botrytis byssoidea, 1431 nucleotides. RefSeq lists its product as uncharacterized. The record is from RefSeq and is a predicted model, not a curated record. The transcript is spliced from 2 exons. Bases 1 to 1431 code for a protein of 476 amino acids. Lineage: Eukaryota; Fungi; Ascomycota; Leotiomycetes; Helotiales; Sclerotiniaceae.
AUGUCGUGCUGUCCCUUAAACGCUUGUUAUCUUGCUGUGGCAGUCUUGUCAGCUGUGCAGUGCCCACUACUCAAAACUGUCGGCUCUCCUUUACUUGACGGGCUUUCCAGCGGUGUUUGCGCUCUACUUGGAGGCUCUGGUGCCGUCGCAAAUGCUUGCAACUGCCUCACUGCCGCUAAUGCUCCGGGGGCUUGCAGUUCUGGAUGUACAGAUUCACGCGGAAUUGGUCCAGGAUACGCACUCUACACCCCAUUAUCGAGCAUUCUUGGAGGCGUAGCAAAGCUUGCAGGAGAAUCGGUGUGUCCAGGAACCACUGGAUAUUAUUGUCCCACGGGCCAAACUUGUAUGACAAGGACCGGAUCUGCACCUUAUUGUUGCAACGAUAGUACGGAUUGCUACAAUUCGCUUGGAAAAUGCGCAGAUACCUCAUGGCAACAAUACAGGGUCACAAUUGGUGCUAGUACUAGCAAUUUUUGCUGCGGAAACGGAACAAUUGGUGUGUACCAAAGCUCGGGUCAAAAUAGUGUCGGGAUCUGUGCAACGGCUCGACCUGCAUUUCACACCACUAUCAGUGCCAUCUCAUCUGGAAGCUGUUCUUAUAGCACCUCCAGUACUGUUCUCUCGAUUACUCUCUCUUCAAGUACCAGUACAAGAUCGAGUUCCUCCAGUUCGCAAACAUCGAGUCUUGUAGGAGACACGCCAAUAACUACGAUGAGAUCUACGACGACAGCAACUUCUACCUCAGCCUCAAUACCGACAUCUUCUGGAUCUAGUUCAACUCUGGUACCAGACUCUCCAAUAACUUUCACCAGAUCCAAAUCUACUUCUACCUCUCUUUCAGUACUCGAGUCUCCUAGCUCCAGUCCGAUAACUCAAUCGUUUACCUCGCCGAUAUCAUCCGUGUCCUCUAGCGCUUCGAUAUCGAAUCCGACGUCGACGACGCAAAUAAUUCCAUUGGCAACCACUUCCUUAUCGAUUUCUUCAUCCAGUAUUUCGUCGAGUGUGAUUUCGACUUCGAUUUCGGUUUCUAACGAGCCGUCUUCCAGCUCAUUAACUUCUCCUGCAACUCCAACUUCCGCAUCCAUUGUCGACCAAACUUCCUCUUCUGUCUCAAAAUCUACUACUUCAACAGCAUCUUCCUUGUCCUCCAUAAACUCAUUAGAUAUUUCACAAUCUCAACCGCAAUCUCAAUCCCAAUCCCAAUCUUCAAGCGUUGAUUCUACCUCCUCCUCUUCGCAAAUUUCUUCCAGUAUAAGCAACUCCAUACCUUCAACCUUCAUCGGGCCAGUUACAACUCAAUCCUCGGCAUUGAAUGGAGUAGAAUCGACUAAUAGCAUGUCUACUUCUACACCGGCGGAAUUCCCUGUGAAACCAUGUGAUGCUAGUUUGUGUUUAUUUCGUCGAGUUAUUCCUACUUCGCGCGAUCUUUGA